AUGAUGGCAGACGGGAACUCGGGGAGGGAGCAGGCAGGAGAUGCAGUUACUGUGUUUGAUUUGAGCGAGGAGGAUGUUUCCCUCGAUCUUGAUAUGAUAUUUGACAUUCUCGAAGAGUCUGAUCCUCCUGCACCUCAGUAUCAGCAGGAGGGUGCGCAGAAUUUUCUUAUUAAUGGGGAGCAAGUUGGGUCAGUUCCUGAUUCUGGAAACCAAAUGAACUUCCACCUUCAAACUUCAGCUGACAUUUCGUCCACGACUUACGAAACUGAAUCUCAGUCCAGGCAUGUCGAAGGGGACACUAAUUCCGGCGAAAACUUUGACUAUUGGAUUGACAGCUCGAAUAAUGGUUUUGUAAACGAUGGGUCUGUGAUGGAAAACAGUUGGGAAGUUUCAGGUUCUGAGAAUGGCACUGAACAAUUUACGAAUAUGGCCCUGGGAGAUGCAACUGUACAUUUGCAAGGCGCGAUUCCUUCUACAUCUUCGUUCUCUCUUAAUUCCGAUCUUAGUAGUGAUUUUGAUGAGUUUUAUCCUAGCAGUGGUUAUUUUCCACAGCAUGGUCUAUCUGGUGAAUUCAAUUCUGACAAGGUGCCUGGUAAUGAAGCGCUGAUGAUUGAUACGAUGAGUGAGAUUAUUAUACCUCCAACUGAGGGCUUCGAGUUGUCUGGUGUGCUUGACAAUGAAUUAAUGAUGAUUGGUGGGAUGAGUGAGAUGAGUAUGCCUCCAACUGAGAGCUUUGGGUCGUCUGGUUUGAUGUGUCUAGAUCCUGAAGGCCAUGGUUUUAACCAAGAAUCACAUACCGACCUCAAAUUUGGGUCUUAUGUUUAUGAUGGAGGUCAGAAUGAAACAUCGAUACGACCUUGUAGUUCUAAUGCGUUGGGCCACAGGGGGAAGCCUCCGGUUUUUGUACACCCAAAGCAUUCAACAUCUAGUGCUGCACCUGCGAUGUUAAGGCGUUAUGGCACGAUUAAGGCAGAGAAAGUCAGAAGCUAUCUAAAAGUUGAACCAAGGAGCUCUGAAGUCCAUGUUGUUUCAUAUACCAGUAAGAAUAGAGACAUGAAUAUAAAAUCCCGGGACCAGCAUUUUGCUAGGGUACGGCGAUAUGGUACACCCAUUUACCUACAACAUGGUUUGAAGGAUGAAGCGAUUUCUCAAAGGAGCUUUCCUACCGCUUUCUCAAGAGUCAGUCCUGAAUCAACCCACAGCAACUCAUCCGGUAGUCAAUCGAUUGUGGAUGAUGACUCUGACCUCUGUAUUCUUGAAGACAUCAGUCAACCUCCUCGUUCAAGCCAUUCUCAACCGUUCAAAAAGCCAAUUGAUUCAUUCCAACCCAUUAGUCACAGUGAUUCCUAUCAUUACAAUGGAGCUGGAGUGCGACCUAGGGUUUGUGACGAGCGAGUCUUAUUUCGAGUUGCCUUGCAGGAUCUUAAUCAACCGAAGUCUGAAGCAAUUCCACCUGAUGGCUUUAUGGCAGUACCUCUUAUGAGACAUCAGCGAAUUGCUUUGUCGUGGAUGGUUCAUAAGGAAACAUCUGGGAUUCAUUGUUCUGGAGGAAUUCUGGCUGACGAUCAGGGUUUGGGAAAGACGAUAUCAACCAUUGCUCUCAUACUUAAAGAAAGGGCUCCAUGUCAUGGAGCCGAUGUAGCUGUUGUUAAAAAAGAGAAGUUUGAGACCUUAAAUUUGGAUGAUGACGAAGAUGGAAUUAUUGAAGUUAAAGGAAUAGAAAAGGGAAGCGGUGAUUGUGCAGGUAUAAAAAAGGAAGGCAGUGAUUGUGGAGCAGGUACAAAAAAGGAAGGCAGUGAUUCUGGAGCAGGAAUAAAAAAGGAAAGUAGUGAUUCUGGAGCAGGAAUAAAAAAGGAAAGCAGUGAUUGUGGAGUGAUGUCCUAUCAAAAUGCAUCAAAGAGUAUUAAUCUUCUAGGCCAAUCGAAAGGUAGGCCAGCUGCGGGUACUCUCAUUGUUUGUCCCACUAGUGUUCUACGACAAUGGGCUGAGGAGUUGCAUAAGAAAGUAACUACUAAAGCUAAUCUCUCUGUUCUGGUAUAUCAUGGAAGCAACCGAACAAAAGAUCCUCAUGAACUUUCAAAGUUCGAUGUAGUCUUGACAACAUACUCUAUAGUGAGCAUGGAAGUCCCAAAGCAACCUUUUGCCGAUGGAGAUGAUGAAGAGAAAGCAAGAGCAGCAGGUGAUGAUCCUCCUCUUGGUUCAUCCGGUAAGAAAAGAAAGUAUCCGCUAACUUCUGGCAAGAAAGGUAGUAAGAAGAAGGAAUCUGAUAGUGCAUUAUUUGAAACUCUUGCUCGGCCAUUGGCAAAGGUGGCAUGGUUUAGGGUUGUUCUGGAUGAAGCUCAAAGCAUCAAGAAUCACAGAACUCAAGUAGCCAGGGCAUGCUGGGGACUUCGUGCAAAACGCAGGUGGUGCUUGUCUGGAACUCCUUUGCAGAAUGCAAUUGAUGAUCUUUAUAGCUACUUCAGGUUUCUAAGAUAUGACCCCUUCACCGUGUUUACCGAAUUCUGCAAUGGAAUAAAACUCCCAAUACAAAGAAGUCCAGCUAAAGGUUACAGAAAGUUACAAGCUAUCUUAAAGACAGUAAUGCUUCGUCGUACCAAAGCUACACUGCUUGAUGGGGAGCCAAUCAUUACCCUACCCCCGAAGUUCAUAGAACUUAAAAGAGUUGAGUUUACAGAUGAAGAGCGCUGUUUCUAUUCAAGACUAGAGAAUGAUUCACGUGAUCAGUUCAAGGAGUAUGCUGCAGCAGGAACUGUUAGGCAAAACUAUGUUAACAUUUUGUUGAUGCUCCUACGUCUUCGUCAAGCAUGUGAUCACCCUCUUCUCGUUAGAGGCUAUGAAUCUGCUGCAUUGGAAAGAUCCACAAUUGAGAUGGCAAAGAAGCUUCCUCAUGAGAAACGAAUGAGCCUUCUGCAUUUUUUAGAGGCAUCUUUAGCAAUCUGUGGCCUCUGUAAUGAUCCGCCUGAAGAUGCUGUUGUGUCCAUUUGUGGCCACGUUUUCUGCAAUCAGUGCAUCUGUGAACAUCUUAACGGAGACGACAACCAUUGCCCUACUCCUCAUUGUAAAGUUCCACUAAAUGUGUCUUCAGUGUUCUCCCAAGCCAUUUUGCACCGGUCUCUUGCUGACCAGAGCAGUGAAGCUGUUUUUCUUCCUUCCCCCGAUGCUGUUUUUCUUCCUCCAACUGAUGCUGUUGACGAAGUCAGUUCUCGUGCUGAAGCUGGCGGCCCAUAUGAUUCUUCCAAAAUCAGGGCUGCUCUUGCUGUCCUGCAGUCAAUUUCCAGGCCUCAGCAGUCUGCUUCCGAAAAACUGUCUGAACAGGAUUCAGCCAAUAAUCUUAAAGGAAGCGGGACUGGAGAGAAAGCCAUAGUGUUUUCCCAAUGGACAAGGAUGCUAGAUUUGCUAGAAGCUUGUCUUAAGAGUUCCUCUAUUCAGUACCGACGACUCGAUGGGACAAUGUCAGUAGUUGCUAGAGAUAAAGCUGUGAAAGACUUCAACACUCUACCAGAGGUUUCUGUUAUUAUCAUGUCUCUCAAAGCAGCUAGUCUCGGAUUAAACAUGGUUGCUGCUUGUCACGUUAUGCUUCUAGACCUGUGGUGGAACCCUACAACAGAAGAUCAGGCUAUUGACAGAGCACAUCGCAUUGGUCAGACACGCCCCGUUAAAGUUUUGAGGUUAACUGUGAAAGACACUGUUGAAGAUCGUAUCUUAGCUUUACAGCAAAAGAAGAGAACGAUGGUUGCAUCUGCAUUUGGAGAGGAUAGGAAUGGUGGCCGUCAGACACGCCUAACUGAGGAGGAUUUGAGAUACCUAUUCAUGGGUUGA
Molecule: messenger RNA, 3822 nt
Organism: Linum trigynum
Lineage: Eukaryota; Viridiplantae; Streptophyta; Magnoliopsida; Malpighiales; Linaceae
Source: the annotation of a GenBank genome assembly